Molecule: messenger RNA, 100 nt
Organism: Eurypyga helias (sunbittern)
Lineage: Eukaryota; Metazoa; Chordata; Aves; Eurypygiformes; Eurypygidae
Product: DENN domain-containing protein 1B-like
Exons: 2
Source: RefSeq, a predicted model, not a curated record
AUGGCUGCUGCAGAUAUGGAGACUCCAUCUUCCUGGGAAAAUCCAGAACGUACCUUUGAUUUGGUGCUGAAAGUAAAGUGCCAAGCAUCUGAAAAUGAAG